AAUUUCCUUCCACGAACUCCACCUGAUGCAAUAAGGCGAUAUCCAGUGUAGUGAACCAAAAUUGUUUGAGUAUAAAAGGAUUUGGAAUCCUUAUUCCAAGCACAGUUCAAUCAGUCUCUUUGAAUAGUAAACACACUUUUCUAAGCACAAUGGCAUUCAAGUUCGUGACCUUCCUCGCCCUGGUGGCCGUUGCCCGUGCUGGAGUCAUCUCAGGGCCAGCUCUAUCCUACGCUGCUGCUCCAGCUCUGUCUUACGCCGCUGCUCCAGCUUCUCUGGCUUACUCGGCACCACUUGCCAAGACUGUGUCCUAUGCCGCUCCUCUGGCCACCAAGACCCUCGUCGCCGCCCCUCUGGCCAAGACUGUUGUUGCCGAUGAGUACGACCCACAUCCAGAAUACUCUUACUCGUACGGAAUCUCCGAUGCUCUGACCGGUGACCAGAAGGAACAGCACGAAUCCCGCAGCGGAGAUGUUGUCCAGGGAUCUUACUCGCUGGUUGAUGCUGAUGGUUACAAGCGUACCGUUGACUACACCGCCGACCCAAUCCACGGAUUCAACGCUGCUGUCCGUCGUGAACCUUUGGGUGUCAAGGCUGUUGCUCCAGUCGUUGCUGCCAAGACCAUUGUUGCCCAACCUGCCUAUGCCGCUUAUGCUGCCCCAGUUGCCAAGACCAUCUCCUAUGCUGCCCCAGCUGUGACCAAGACCCUGGUCUCGCAGCCAGCUUAUGCCAGCUAUGCUGCCCCUCUGGCCGCCAAGACCAUCAUCUCCCAGCCAGCUUAUGCCAGCUAUGCCGCUCCUUUGGCCGCCAAGACCAUCAUCUCUCAGCCAGCUUACUCCAGCUAUGCUUCCCCAGCCCUGUACCACUAAUUCAUUGAAUGUCUGAGCAACUGAUUGUUAUGUUCCUUAAUUUAUUGCAACCUGAAUGAUGAAAAAAUAUAUUUUUUUCUUAUGAGUGAAAC
Messenger RNA from Aedes aegypti (yellow fever mosquito), 958 nucleotides. RefSeq names its product larval cuticle protein A3A. The transcript has 2 exons. Lineage: Eukaryota; Metazoa; Arthropoda; Insecta; Diptera; Culicidae. The record is from RefSeq and is a predicted model, not a curated record. The coding region runs from base 150 to 866 and encodes 238 amino acids. Gene Ontology annotation, cellular component: extracellular matrix.